Molecule: messenger RNA, 8623 nt
Organism: Cinara cedri
Lineage: Eukaryota; Metazoa; Arthropoda; Insecta; Hemiptera; Aphididae
Source: the annotation of a GenBank genome assembly
AUGGCCCAAGCUCGGUUCCUCAACCCGGUAAGUAACUACGGUACCUAUACUGAGAAGACGGUACGAUUAUUAAUAAUUAUAUUAUAUACUUGAUACGAAAAUAUUUUAUAUUUGCUUAGAUCAUGCCAUUUAUGGGCGCGGUCCUGAGUGGUUCAGAAGAGGGCUCUGUGGUUCGCAUCCAUGGAUCAUCAUUUUGGACUUCUAACAAGUGAAUAUUAUUAAACCAAAUAUAGUUUUUUUUUGCACACUUUUUAUGCAAUUCAUUUUUGUUUAGGAUCUGUAUCUAUUUUCAAACUGACUCAGAGGUCGAACCUAGAGACGAUGUUGCCUUGUAUAUUGCUUUAGACUUCAACCGUAACUUGAUUAUCAGAAACAGUAUGAUGGCACAAAUUUGGGGUUUAGAAGAAACUCAAGGUCCACCCGUGAGUUUGGUUAGAGGGCAGCCAUUUAAUUUGGAUAUAAUAUGUGAUGUAAAUAAUUAUAAAGUAAGUUAAGUUAUAAAAUCGGGUAUCUAUAUCUUUAACCCUCCUAUUAGUCAUGUACUGUGUUGUAUAACACAAAUAUUUACAAAUGCUAGCUCACAUUUUAGGUAGGUACCUUUUAUUGGAGGUAUGCUCAACGGUAUUUAUUUUGGUUUUUGGUUAAGUUUUUUUAUAAUAAUAUUUUACUCGUGCUAAAGCUGACUGGGAUACAUUAUGCACUAACCUUUCGUGACUUACCUAAUUUUUUUAGUGACUAGAUCAUAACUUUAUAUUUGUAAAAAAUAGAUGAGUGGGUCAAUUGUAUAUAAAGCAAGGAGAUCAUAAUGUUGACGAUAUAAAAUUAUACAUUUAAACCAGUGGUUCUCAAACUGUGAUUGCUGUAAGUAGUGGUGGUAAUCAAAUAAAUAAAUAUUAUUUUCAACAGUUCAAAUACUAUAUCAUGUUUCGUGUAAAUUAUGUUUAAUAAUAAUUUUAAAAAAAUUAUAUUUUGAUUGACUCAUACAAGUUAGUCUGAAAGUGAAGGCUAAUUUUUAGAAGACUUUAUAAAUAAUAUUAUUAUUUUGUAGUAUUCUACUGUCUUAUGAUUUUGAAACAAAUUAAUUCACAUUUAUAACAGUUCAGAUUUUAGUCACAAAUGAUACUCGAUAGUAUUCAUAGAUGGUCCAUAAGAAAAAAAAGUUUGAGAAUUCCUGGUUUAAAUUAAAAAAUAAAAACACAUUUGUAUCUGAAAUUUAUUUGUUUUAUAAGUAAAUAUUUAGUAAUUGUUGUGAAUAAAUGAACUCCUCUUUUUAUAAUUUUCUAAAUUUACGAAAAUAAUAAUUUUAUUAUUUUUAAUUUUGGUUUUUUUUUUUUUUUUUUUUUAAUUCAAUUCAAUAUGUUCAUAGAGAAUCAAAAUUUAGGCAGAUAACUUAUAUUUGCCUUUUCUAGAUAUUUUAAUUUAGCAAGUUUUUUGCGUUAUUUUUAUUCGGUAGGUACUCAGUAGAUAAAAUUGUUAGACCAAAGAGAAAGUUUUGUAAAUUUAAUAAAAGUUUCAUUAUAAGUUGUAAUUAGUGGUCAACAUGAAAAAAAUUAUUUUGAUGUAUUUUUUUUUCAAUAAGAAUUGGAUUUUACAAUUUUGACAAAAUCGUAAAUAUUAUAAUCUUUUAAACCAUGUACAACUGAACUCCGCUCAGUUUUCAUUAGCAAUGAUUAAACGUUGUAUACAGAUGUAUAUUAAAUUCCCUUCUAUAUCCUACAUUCUGAACUUCUGACAUACAACAGUGGCCCUUCCAUUUUUUAAAGUAUGUCAGUGAUUUUUUUAUGAAGACUUUUAAUUUGCUGUUUUUUAACCUAAAUUGUCAAAAAGUUAAUUUACUUAUAAUUACCAUAAGCUGUACUAUUUAUCAUAACAUGUUUAUGUUAUGUAUAUUAACCUUAUACAAAACUUUAUUUAUAAAUACAUGUUUUUUUUUUAAAAUUUUUUAGAUUUUAUUUAACGGAGUCUUUCAUGCAGAAAUGAAACACAGAAUACCUUGCAUAAAUGAUUUCUAUUUGGUUGUGGAUGGAGAUGCACUAUUGUAUAGUGUACAAAUAAAUGAUAUUGGCCUAGCACUACCCGGACAAAUUCCUAUUCCCAGUCAUUUACUGUUGCCUGAGCAAAUGCAGUACCUGUCAGAAGAGAUGCCUAUACCUGAACAAAUGCACCUGCCAGAAGAGAUGCCUAUACCUGAACAAAUGCACCUGCCAGAAGAAAUGGCUAUACUCGAACAAAUGGAUUUUUCAGAAGAGAUGCCUUUACUCGAACAAAUGCACUACUUGUCAGAAGAUAUGCCUAUACCCGAACAAAUCCACUUGUCAGAAGAGAUGCCUAUACCCCAACAAAUGAUCUACUUGUCAGAAGAGAUGCCGGGUUUACCCGGACAAAUUUCAAAGCCAACGAUGUUUAUGUGUGUGCCAGCUGGUAUGAAUGUUAGAUAUGUAUGGGUUGUAUUAAAUUCUGCUGGUCCUGAAGCUUAUACUUUGCCCGAAGAACAUGGCAACAGCAGCAGCAGCAGCAGCAGUAGCAGCAGUGAUGGUCCGUUUAGUAGUGACCGUUUCUGUAACGUCAGUAACGUAGCCAGUGGUGAGGCCGAGAGGGCUGCAGCCCCCAGCGAAAUAUUUAAAAAAUUUAAAAAUUAUUUUCAUGGUAUACGAAAGUCGCUACAAAAGUCUUAAAUUGUAUUUUACUGAUUUUUAAUAGUUAUCUUUAUUUUAUUAGCUUUUCUUAAUUUUUCGUGGAAAACAAUUUACUAGUAUUUACACUUUAAAGUUCUCUAUAACCGUGCUGGUAAGUACUUAAUGCACAAAACAUUGACCAAAACAACCAACCCUGGUUUUCCUAAGUUUUCUCCUGUUUUCCCGUAAUUUUCCCAAUUUUUCAUAUUUCCUGGGAAAAUUCCUUCGAAAAUAUGUAAACGACCUCUCUAAAGUACCUUCUCAGAAAAAUUGAUUUCAUUAAAAGUUGGAGUAAAAUAACUGGCUGUCCACAGAAAAAAAAAAUUAAAUAUCUUUGUAAAACCAUAAGCUUCUCCGUUACACUCCGAAUCAAGUCGUUAAUAACAAAAUAAUAUACACUUUCUGUUAAAUAAAAUACAAUUUGUAUCAUUACUUUGUUUUAGUACUAUGUCUUGGUACUAUACUUGGCUAGUAAACAUAGAUAAAGAUUUGUCAGGCUCAACUGCCUCACACGAUAUUAGUGAAUUAAUGAAAUCACAAAUUAAUAAUAAUACCUAUAUUUAUUUAUUGAAAAUAAAAUGGUUUAAAAAUAUAUUUUAAACAUAAAAUGUAUUAUCUUUGAUUAUUAUCCUAUAAUACAGACUCCCUUGAUUUGUAUAGUUAGAAUCUAUAAACUGAUUGCUACUCUCGAGUUAGCUAACGAUUAAAUGACCUAGAUUAUACAUAAGCCUACGUACAGUGCUGUAAUGGGAUAAUUUAAAUAAUAUCUAGAUACAGAAACAAGUAAUUUUUUUCAAAAGUAUCUAGGUAUACAAGUCUAGAUACAAGUACCUUAAGAUGCAUUUUACAUUUAAUAAAACCUACUAUUUCUUCCAUUAAGAUACUAUGACAAAAUAACAAUACUGAAGAUUGGCAAAUAUCCACCUUUUCUAAAAAAAAAUUUUUUGUAAGUAAUAAUCUAAUCGUUAUAACCACAGAAUAGAUUGAAUUUAUCUGAUAAUUAUUAUUAAAUGUAAUCUAUUCUGUAGUUGUAAUGUUUAAAUUUUGUCACACCUUUUUGUGUAAAUAAAUAAUGUCUUUAGAAAGACCUAAACAAUUUAAAAUAAAACUAAUGUAUUGCUUAGAAUUUAGAUGAUCCUAACAUUAAUAUUAGCUCUUCUCAGUCAUCAUACACGCUUCUGAAAAGAGAAAGACUCAUCACUUCGGUUACACCUCACUAAAUAGUUAUGAAGAAAAACUUAAAAGACUGAAAACUUAAAUAAAAACUGUUGAAGAUUUAUUGGUAGAACUUAAAAAUCAAGGUUUGAUCGAAAAUGAUCUGUGUAAUAUUCUUGAAAAUGAAUUUAAAGGCAUUUAACUUAAAAUUUAAAAAAAUGAACUGGUUAUUAUGGCUGUAGAUAAUAUAGUAGGUAAUGAAUUUAAAAAUUUGAUCUUACUCUUUAAUACUAUUCACCUUAGGCUUAUACAUUUUGUUGGUUAGUAUCAACUAAUGCUUAGUAUUAAUUUAUUUUUAAAGUUAUACUCAUAUUUGUAUAAUUAUUCUAUACACUAUACAGUUAUUCUUUUAUUGUUGAACACUCAUCUUUUCCAAAUCGAUUUAAGUUUAUAAAAUUAUUUUUCUUACAUAAUUUCUAAUCACAAUAAAGCAAUGUUUAAAAAAAAAAAAAUUGUUUUUAUUUUGAUAGGAAAUUUUGUAGGAAAAAUAUUUAAUUUUCCCCCGGGAAAUUGAAUUUAAAUGUAACAAUNAAAGUAUUUAUUUUUAGUAACUACAUAUAUAUUUUUGUUAUUUCCUUGUAUUUACUAUUAACAUUGGUCUAUACUCUGCAUUAUAAUAAAUUCACUCGAAUAAAAAGUGUUGUUUUGACAACCAGAUGGUAAAUAAUAUAACAUAAACGAGAAUAAUUUUUCUAGUUAUUCUAUGUGGUUUUAAGAAAAUUAACAUUGAUCCUAACAUUAAUAUUAGCUCUUCUCAGUCAUCAUACACGGUUCUGAAAAGAGAAAGACUCAUUACUUCGGUUAGACCUUACUAAAUAGUUAUGAAGAAAAACUUAAAAGACUGAAAACUAAAAUAAAAACUGUUUUUAUUUUGACAGGAAAUUUUGUAGGAUGUAAUUAUACAGUUAAUGUUCCUUCAUUAUUAUUUUUUAUUAUUACUUGUGCCUACUAUUUUAAAAAUAUUGUAAUCGUUUUUCAUAUUUAUUUUAUUAUUAAUAUUCAUUUUUUUUUUUUAUUACAAUUGCUUAAAUUUAUGUGAAUAAAGUAUUUAUUUUUAGUAACUACAUAUAUAUUUUUGUUAUUUCCUUGUAUUUACAUGGUAAAUAAUAUAACAUAAACGAGAAUAAUUUUUCUAGUUAUUCUAUGUGGUUUUAAGAAAAUUAAAAAUUGAAAAUAAUACCUAGGUAUCCCUCUGAAAAAUUAAAUUUUAUCCUUUGAAUUCUAUUUUUAAAUUUAAACUAUUGUAAAACAUAAUAGUUUACAUUUUCUAUGCAUCCAUUAUUUAUGUUCAAAUAUAUAUAUAUUGCAUUAUUUUCCUUUUUACUUGUUCACUUUUGCUGUGUUGUGCAAUAUUUUAAAACGAAUUUAAAAUGUUACAAGAAGUCUUGUUCGCUGAGUGGUAGAUACUUAAUUUUUUUUUAUUACAUACGUAGGUAAUAAUAAAAUCAACAUUUGACUUUAAAUAACCUCAGUAUCUUGGUCUGGUGGAAGAUCAAAGUAGGCAUAUUGUGCCUAUUGUAAGGUGGAUGAAUUCACAUUAUAGUAGACAAUGUCAUUUUCCCUGUGAAAGUUGAUCAGAAUACUCCUGUGGUACCUCUACCUUUUGUAAUAGCCACCAAAUGGGGUUGCAUCAGGUCGAUAGCCAAUGUUAAGACCAAUAUAAGGAGUUCUAAACAAAAUUUUGGCAUAUUAACUUAUCUCGGAUGUGUGUGUGGACAAUUGUAAUCAAAGGUAUCAUGAUGCAUGGUUAUUUGCAGAUGACAUAGCUUUGGUAGGAGAAAAUCUGAAAUAUUUAAGUUAACAAUGCGUUUGAGGAAUAAAAAGUAGCACUUGAAGAAAAGGAACUAAAGAUAAUUAGAAGUAAAACAGAGUAUGAGUUUUGAGGAACAGUAUAAGACAGUUAACGAGAAAUAUGAGGUUAUAUGCGAGAUUGAGAGUUUUAAGUAAAUACCUAGGUACCUAGGAUAUUUUGUACCUAUAUGUGACUAUCAUGAGCGUGUUAAACACAGGAUUAGGUGUUGAUGGAAAAAGUGAAAAGAAGCAUAUGGUGUUUUAUGAAACAAGAUAAUGGAACAAAUCUAGUUUAGCACCUCUGAAUUCCGGAUUUUUUUCGGUAACUUACGUAUGUAUUUCACCGUUUUAAAAAUUAUCGUGCUAAAAGUUUAUUUCGGAAAUCAUCAUUUUUUUAAUUAAUGCAGAAAAAAAGUUUGCCUUUAUUGUAUUAGAGUUGUACCCUCGUAGAUCUGUAACGUAUAACCGUCGAUUUGUUGAGCAAAACCACGUCGGGUGGGCAACAUAAAUUGCGAAUUUAUAUAAUAUUCAUGUCAUAAAUUAUCAAGCCCUAAUAAAAAGUUUCCACUGAGGGCGCUUUUUUCACUUUUUAUACUAGUGGCAGAUCUAGAAUUUUUUAUGAGGGGUGUUAAGGUUAAGGUCGCAUAUUCUAUAUACUCCAUCCUGAUGGCAAGACUUUUUUUUUAGUCCUCAAAAUGAAUGUGCUUAAACUUUUGGAAAUAGUCUUUUGGCAGAACUUUUUAAACUUUUGGCAGUCGUGUACAAAUCGUAUUACCGAUAACUAACCCGUUCUUUAAAACCGUGUCGUUGCGUAUUCUAUUGUAUCUAGAGCAUUUUAGGGGCAGGUAUGUGCAUUCGCCAUUUUGUUUGCAAAAUAUUGUUACCUAACCCAUUAUCAUAAGCAUUAUGUAUAACUGUAUGAAUGCAAUCAUUAUUCGAUUUAUUUCUGAGCUUAUUACUUAAUACUGAUUGUUAGUUAUUUAGUAUUAAAAUAUUUUGACAUGAUCUAGUCUAUGUUUGAAUGGUCUAUAUUACCAUUGGUUAUAAAUAAUAGUAUUUAUAAUACUUAACUAAAGAACAUAACUACAAGAAGAACAAAAGUACCUAACUCAUUUAUACAACGACCUGAGUUAUAUAUAUAUAUUAUGAUUUGAUUGUCUACAUCUGGAGAUCCAAUGCGGAUUACAGAAAAUAAAACAGUUGCUGCUAAUGAAAAUAUAUAAGAUAUAGAUAUAAGUAUUAUAAGUAUAGUAUAAGGUUUUUUUAAGCUCGGUAACUAAAAAAAGUUUUUUACAGUAGCCAUUGUUGAAAAAAAAAGCUAAUUUUACUGCAGAAAUGUGCUUACAAAUUCUAAAUUUGAAUUGUUUGUAUCUUUAAAAGUAUUUGCAUUGGCAGAAACAGUAUCUGCAAUCUGACUGGAAACAUUGUCAUCAGUAACAGAUCUCUAUAAAAAAUUGUAAUUAAAUUAAUUGGACUACUGCCUAAUUAACUCAACUAUUGAACUACUGCACAUUCAGCAAAUAAAACUAACCCUAAAUUAAUUAAUUUACACACUAUCUGCUUCAGCAUUAAUAAUAAUAAAUAAUUUAUAGGUGUGAAAUUAGGGGACCAGAGUCAGGGAGCUGUUUUAAUAAUAAACGAAUGUCAUGCUUUCGAGUUGCCUAUACCUGGGAUAUUAAAAGAGUAAUGUUGUGUAAAUCGAAAAAACACCCAAUAGCCGUAAUACAAAUACAUCAUCUAAUCCAUAAUGAUGAUAUUCAAAAGAAAUCCAGAGAAAAGAUAAUUUUGCAGCUACACUCAGAAAUAACCCACAAUUACUCAUGAUCAAUAUCAUAGCAACAUUAACAUCUAAGUCAAUAUGCGUAUAGUUACUACUCAGUGGAAUACAAAUUAUGUAAAUGGUGGAUGACAUAUAAAGCUAUCCAUGUAGUUAUUAGUUUUUUCCACUGAUGAAGGUAAAGUAACAUUUUGAUUAUAAUUAUUUUGUUGAUAAUGAGAGUCAUUUAUAUACAUUAAAGUGUUAUGGGAGGAGGGGGUGACUGUAUCUUACAUUAAUUUACAUUUUUAACUUCUAAUACCUGAGUAGCCAAGUAGGUAUGUAUGUUGAGUAAAUACAGAGUAAUUCUUUUAUCGUUAAACACUUAUAUUUUUGGUGGUGAAACUCUUAAGACAUUUUUGAGCUUUUUAUAGACAUUUUAAUUUUGUGAAUAAUUUUUAUUUGGUAGGUACUCUGUGAAUAAAAUUGAUAGAUUAAACAGAAAUGUUUGAAUUUAAUUACAAGUUGUGCUUAAUAGUCAACAAGAAAGAAUUAAGUUUAAUGUGAUAAUUUAUUUUUAUUAGAAUUUUAAUAUCAAAUUUGAUGAAAAUUGUUUUAGUGAAAAAUGAAGUGGCACAAAUCUAGUUACUAGUUCAUACAAAUUGUUUCAAUAUAAUAUACAUUACAUAGGUUACAGGGCCUAAAAUAAUGUGUCCCCUGACACGAAGUGUGUUCCCUGAAAAUUGAAGUGUCCCCCUGAAUUACAAAUGUAUGUAAUACAGUGAAUUUGUUGAUGGAUAAAACAGAGGUCGGAGAACGAUGGAUAUUGUACCAUGGCUAAUUAAUGAAAAUCAUCGAAUAAUAGUAUUCAUAAAUUUGUAUACAAAACAGUAGUACAUCAUGGAUCCCUAAAAGCCAUAUGACAAUAAAAAUCAAGUUUGAAUCCUUGCGGAAAAAAAUUAAACCAAAUUCUAAUUUCGAAGGUGGAAUUCCAACAAUAAAAUUUGAUCAAUGUCCAUUUGUCAAUGUUUCAAAACAAAGAGAUUCAUUUAAUUGUGGAAUUUUUAUAUUGUACUACACGUUUACAAUUAUGAGCAAAUCACAUUUCAAUAUAGAAUUCAACUUUCAUGAUUAUAGAGAUACACUAAAAAGACAUCUAUUGUUGAACUCUGAAGACAUAACUUAA